Molecule: messenger RNA, 1938 nt
Organism: Australozyma saopauloensis
Lineage: Eukaryota; Fungi; Ascomycota; Pichiomycetes; Serinales; Metschnikowiaceae
Product: Rpd3L histone deacetylase complex subunit
Exons: 1
Coding region: 1-1938 (645 amino acids)
Biological process (GO): negative regulation of transcription by RNA polymerase II
Cellular component (GO): Sin3-type complex
Molecular function (GO): histone deacetylase binding
Source: RefSeq, a predicted model, not a curated record
AUGACGAACAGUACAACACAAACAGCACCGCCCACAGCCACAACCCCCAAGAAAUCGCCGCCGUUAGAGUCCUCAAUUCCACUAAACUCCACCUUCGCCACCCCGUCCAAAGAUACCAGGGAUAACUACGAGAGCAGCGAGCUCUCGGACUUGGGUGAUGACGAUAGCGAGGCCGAAACUGACAAAAUGGACUUUUUGGACGACGAUGCCAACGCCAGCUCCGCAGAUAAGGUGUCGGAUUUGCGCCGCAUUUCCCAUUUGACCGAAUUGGCACGUCUUGAAGGGGUCGACGACGACGACUCCGAUGACUCCGAUGACUCUGGCAACCCCCAGCUUCCUUCUGUGCUGCGUGUGGACCCUGAACCCCCUGCCGAAAUCGACACCACCAUAUUUGAAAGCUUCCGGACUGACCUUCUGGAUGCAGAGGAGCCUGAUGUUUUGAAACGUCCAAGGACGCUCGAGACCACUGAUCUUAUUGAGGCGCCCCUCAAGCGGAUGCGUACAGAGGUAUUGCAUGAGCUAGAACCUGAGUCUAAGCCCGAGUCUAAACCUGAGGGUUUGCCGGAUCUCAGUGCGCUAGACACCCCCACUUCCCUAGACGCUGAUUCUGUUGAUGAUAAGAAAACUCUUAUAAACGAGCCCCUUGCGAGUGACAUACUGGCCACCGAGUUGGCUGUCAAUGGCGUCGCUCAGAGUCCGAUAAAUUUCGAUGCGGAGGAGCACACGGAACGUGCUAGUAGUAGGGAGCUGUCGGCAGAGCUUUCUGACGUUGACACAAAAGAGGAUUUGGUAACCAUUUCCAAUCCUGAAGAUUUCAGCGAACCAAAACUCGAGGAAAUCGAUCAAGUCGAAGCUGAGGAGGCCCCAGAAGAUGAUGACGAACCUGAAGUUGAACUUGAAUCAAAUGAACAGCACGAGUCAAAGAAAGAGGAUCAAGGCUCUAAUAUUUCUGAUAAAGAUCACGGCGACGACUCAGAAGAGGCCGAGAAUCUAAAACAUAACGCCGAGGAAGAGCACGAAGAUGAAGAGGAUGAUGAAAACGAUGAUCGCGAGGAUAACGAGGAAAACGAGGAAAACGAGGAAGAUGAAGCCGAAGUUGAAGAAAGUGAACAUGCUGACGCUGCAGAAGUCAAAGCAGAAAGUGGCGAUGAGCCAGUGGCGGACACUAGAGAUGAUGAAGAUGAUGAUGAACACGACGAGGAGGAAGAAGAGCUUGACUUAGACCUUGACGAGCAGAGAAAGAACGCUAUUUCGGAGCUCAUCUCCAUUGAAGAGGACUUUUCGCUACUCCGAGACAAGUUGUACAAUGAUAAGCUUGCUCUCUUGGAGCAUGAGAUGGAGCUUUGCCUUGAAGGUUCGCAUCCUGAACUUUUACAAAUUUACUACAAAGUAAAUGAAUUUUACCAACAAAACAUCAAAAUAUCCAACUCCACUCUCAACUACUCUCUCAAGUGCAUUAAUACGGAGACCAUGGCAACCAGAACAGGCAUUCAUCAAAAUUUUAUGAAGAACCUUACUGAUAUGAAGAACGAUAUGGUUGCCGAAACAACAUCGUUGUGGUACAAAAUUAAUCGUGAACGAAACUUUCUCGAUCAAAUCGUGCCAGACUACAAUUUUGCUGCCCUCCCGCUGCUCAAUCCCGAUACACUCAAUAUGGCUAUUGUGGCUGGCGGCAGCUCAAUGGAGUAUUAUCAAGACAGUGCGCCUCUAACAAAGAAAGCCAUCAACCAAAACACGAUCAUAGAGUUGGUUCAGCGCAGAAAUGAUUACAACGAACAGCUAGGGGUUCUCAAUGGACUCAAGGAGUUCCAUGGAAUUCCAUGUGCUGUGGCCAGCAGUUUAUUGGAUGAGGAUGUGGGUUCUGUCGACGAGCUUCUUCUACGAAAAGCUACGCAGGAUGAGAUCAACGAAGAUCUUCAAGCUAUGGGGAUAUUCUAA